GGAGCGUGAAGUCUAAAGCACUUUAAACCGUCACCGACACUGACUGGGUCUACAGAGGAGGAAACUCCCCCGCCCGUCAGCCCGUCAUGGCGGACAUCAAGAACUUCUUGUACGCCUGGUGUGGGAAAAAGAAGCUGACCCCCAACUACGACAUCCGAGCUGCGGGGAACAAAAACAGGCAGAAGUUCCUGUGUGAGGUCCGAGUGGACGGCUACAACUACAUGGGGAUGGGGAACUCCACCAACAAGAAGGACGCUCAGACCAACGCCGCCCGGGACUUUGUCAACUACCUGGUCCGAGUCGGAGAGAUGAGCGCAGCAGAGGUCCCAGCUCUGGGGGUGAGCGCUCCAGACGCUGAUCAGCCUGACGGAGGAGGAGGAGGAGGAGGAGGAGACGGUGGCUUCGGAAACCUCCCCCCCAGCGGCCCUCUGCCUCCUCACCUUGUGGUGAAGGCUGAGAAAGACGAGGACGGUGUCAGCGGGCCGGUUCCUGGAGUGACUGGACUGGGUUACUCAGGAGCAGGAAGCUCUGGGUGGGGAGGAGGAGGAAGAGGAGGAGCAGGGGGAGGAGCUCAGUGGGACCGAGGAGCCAACCUGAAGGAGUACUACGCCAAGAGAGACGAGCAGGAGGCGCAGGCGACUCUGGAGUCGGAGGAGGUCGACCUGAACGCCAGUCUCCAUGGUAACUGGACCCUGGAGAACGCCAAGGCCCGUCUGAACCAGUUCUUCCAGAAGGAGAAAACCAGCGCUGAGUAUAAAUACAGCCAAGUGGGACCAGACCACAACAGGAGCUUCAUCGCCGAGAUGCAGCUGUUUGUGAAGCAGCUCGGCAGAAGGAUCACGGCUCGAGAGCACGGCUCCAACAAGAAGCUGGCGGCGCAGUCGUGCGCUCUGUCUCUGAUCCGGCAGCUGUAUCACCUGGGAGUGAUCGAGGCGUACUCCGGCGUCACCAAGAAGAAGGAGGGAGAAACUUUGGAGGUGUUUGAGGUCAGCGUGUCUCCAGACCUCCAGCAGCAGCUGGCCACCGUGGUCCAGGAGCUGGGAGUCCACAUCCCCCCACCGCCUGCAGACCCCAGCGGCUCAGUGUCUCUGGUUCAGGGGAAGAUGGCGACGUUCGAGCCGUCGCAGCGCCAGAGCGGAGCCGGCGUCGUCCCUUGGUCGCCGCCUCAGGUGAACUGGAACCCCUGGACCAGCAGCAACAUCGACGAAGGACCGCUGGCCUACUGCACGCCGGAGCAGAUCAGCGGCGACCUGCACGACGAGCUGAUGGACCAGCUGCAACAUGACGACAACCUGCAGAAGAUGCUGGCGGAGCGCAACCAGCUGCCCGUCAAACAGUUUGAGGAGGAGAUCAUGGCGGCCGUCGACAGCAGCUCCGUGGUGAUCAUCAGAGGAGCGACGGGCUGCGGCAAAACCACCCAGGUCCCUCAGUACAUCCUGGACCGCUUCAUCAAGGGUGGCCGAGCGUCCGACUGCAACAUCGUGGUCACCCAGCCCAGACGGAUCAGCGCCGUGUCCGUGGCCGAGAGAGUCGCCUACGAGAGAGGGGAGGACCUGGGGAAGAGCUGCGGCUACAGCGUCCGCUUCGAGUCCGUCCUCCCUCGACCUCACGCCAGCGUCCUCUUCUGCACCGUCGGUGUUCUGCUGCGGAAGCUGGAAGCAGGAAUCAGAGGCAUCAGUCACGUGAUCGUCGAUGAGAUCCACGAGAGAGACAUCAACACGGACUUCCUGAUGGUGGUCCUCAGAGACGUGGUCCAGGCCUACCCAGAGGUCCGCAUCAUCCUCAUGUCAGCCACCAUCGACACCACCAUGUUCAGAGAAUACUUCUUCAACUGUCCCAUCAUCGAGGUGUUCGGACGAACCUUCCCCGUCCAAGAGUAUUUCCUGGAGGACUGCAUCCAGAUGACCAACUUCGUCCCUCCACCAAUGGACAGAAAGAAGAAAGACAAAGACGAGGAGGGAGGAGACGAUGACACGAACUGUAACGUGAUCUGCGGGCCGGAGUACACGGCGGAGACGAAGCGUUCGAUGGCUCAGAUCAACGAGAAGGAGACGUCCUUCGAGCUGGUGGAGGCGCUGCUGAGGUACAUCGAGACGCUGCAGGUGGCCGGAGCCGUGCUCAUCUUCCUGCCCGGCUGGAACCUCAUCUACUCCAUGCAGAGACACCUGGAGACCAACCCGCACUUCGGAAGUAACCGGUACCAGAUCCUGCCGCUCCACUCUCAGAUCCCCCGAGAGGAGCAGAGGAGGGUGUUUGAACCGGUUCCCGACAACAUCAGGAAGGUGAUUCUGUCGACCAACAUCGCAGAGACGAGCAUCACCAUCAACGACGUCGUCUACGUGGUCGACUCCUGCAAGCAGAAGGUGAAGCUCUUCACCUCCCACAACAACAUGACCAACUACGCCACAGUCUGGGCCUCCAAGACCAACCUGGAGCAGAGGAAGGGCCGAGCCGGGCGGGUCCGACCCGGGUUCUGCUUCCACCUCUGCAGCCACGCCCGCUUCGAGAGGCUGGAGACUCACAUGACUCCAGAGAUCUUCAGGACUCCGCUGCACGAAGUCGCUCUGAGCAUCAAACUGCUGAGACUUGGAGCCAUCGGUCACUUCCUGUCCAAGGCCAUCGAGCCGCCGCCGCUGGACGCCGUCAUCGAGGCCGAGCACACUCUGAGAGAGCUGGAUGCUCUAGACACUAACGAUGAGCUGACUCCUCUGGGACGGAUUCUGGCUCGACUCCCCAUCGAACCUCGACUGGGGAAGAUGAUGAUCAUGGGCUGCAUCUUCCAUGUCGGAGAUGCGAUGUGCACCAUCUCGGCCGCCUCCUGUUUCCCGGAGCCGUUCAUCAGCGAGGGGAAACGUCUGGGCUUCGUCCACAGGAACUUCGCCGGCAGCCGUUUCUCUGACCACGUGGCUCUGCUGUCGGUGUUCCAGGCCUGGGACGACGUCAGGAUCAACGGCGAGGAGGCGGAGAGUCGUUUCUGUGAACACAAACGUCUCAACAUGUCCACCCUGAGGAUGACCUGGGAGGCCAAAGUCCAGCUGAAGGAGAUCCUGGUCAACUCUGGAUUCCCUGAAGAGAGUCUGAUGACUCAGAUGUUCAACGCCGUCGGACCGGACAACAACCUGGACGUGGUGGUUUCUCUGCUGACCUUCGGCUCGUACCCGAACGUCUGUUACCACAAAGAGAAGAGGAAGAUCCUGACCACGGAGGGACGCAACGCCCUCAUCCACAAGUCCUCCGUCAACUGUCCGUUCAGCAGCCACGACAUGACCUACCCCUCCCCCUUCUUCGUCUUCAGCGAGAAGAUCCGAACCCGGGCGAUCUCGGCUAAAGGGAUGACUCUGGUCAGUCCGCUGCAGCUGCUGCUGUUCGCCUGUAAGAAGAUCGGCUCCAACGGAGACGUGGUGGAGCUGGACGACUGGAUCAAGCUGAGGAUCCCUCACCAGGUGGCGGGGGGCGUGGCCGCUCUGCGGGCCGGACUGGAGGCUCUGGUGGUGGAAGUGACCAAAGACCCGGAGUACGUGAGACAGAUGGACCAGAGCAACGAGCGGCUGCUCAACCUCAUCAGACACGUGUCCAGACCCUCUGCAGCCGGGAUCAAUAUGAUGAGCAGCACACGGAGGAUGGGAGACGGACCUCGACCCCCGAAGAUGGGACGCUUCGAUGGAGGAGGAGGAGGAGGAGGAGGAGGGGGGGGUUUCAGAGGAGGAGGAGGAUACGGAGGAGGAGGAUACGGAGGUGGGGGUUACAGGGGUGGGGGAGGGUACGGGGGAGGUGGAUACAGGGGAGGUGGGGGCUACAGAGGAGGUGGAGGAGGAGGUUACAGAGGAGGUGGUGGAUAUGGAGGAGGAGGAGGUUAUAGAGGAGGUGGGGGCUACAGAGGAGGAGGAGGAGGGGGAGGAGGGUACAGAGGAGGUUACAGAGGAGGUUAUUGACAUCCUGGCAGCACGAUGACAUCAUCACCACAAUGACAUCAGCACCAUCAUCAGUUUCUCGAUGUGGUCUGGUUUUCAUGUGAAGUCCAGAACUGGGACAAGUCGUCUACUGAAGAUGAUGAUGAUGAUGAUGAUGAAGAUGAAGAUGAAGAAGAUGAUUAUGAAGAUAUGCUGCUGUAAACACUCUUCUGAUCUGUGAGUCUCUGAACCUGUUUGUUUAUUGAUCAUUUGUAUCUGU
Molecule: messenger RNA, 4170 nt
Organism: Seriola dumerili (greater amberjack)
Lineage: Eukaryota; Metazoa; Chordata; Actinopteri; Carangiformes; Carangidae
Gene: dhx9
Product: DExH-box helicase 9
Exons: 28
Coding region: 87-3932 (1281 amino acids)
Biological process (GO): regulation of mRNA processing; positive regulation of transcription by RNA polymerase II
Cellular component (GO): intracellular anatomical structure; ribonucleoprotein complex; nucleolus
Molecular function (GO): 3'-5' DNA/RNA helicase activity; ATP binding; double-stranded RNA binding
Source: RefSeq, a predicted model, not a curated record